CGGGAGCAAGAGGCCCCAUGGGGGGGUCAGGGCUGGAGCCGGAGCCAACCCUGCGAGGGAGCAGGCAACGCAGAGCAGCUGCUUCCCGGAUCCCAGCGCUGCCCCCCACGCGAUGGCGUCUCCCCGGAUCCUCAGCACCGUCCUGGCCCUGCUCAGCCUCCUGCUGCUGCUGGUGGCCCUGGGCUCCGACCACUGGCUGGUGGACGAUGCCGUCCUCGAGUCCCUCCAUGAGGGGCUGUGGAAGAGCUGCCUGAAUUCGGUGUGUGGACAAAUUUCUUCAGCAUCAGUCUCUUUAAAGGUCACCAGGGUUUUCACAGUGCUGGGCGUGAUCGCUGGGUCGGUCUCCUCGUUCGCUCUUCUCGCCUCGUUCCUGCACUCCCACCCCGGCUCCGUGUCCCUGACCUUGGUCUCCUUCCUGGGCAGCUUCAGUGCGGGGCUCUGUGCCAUGAUCGCGCUGGCCGUGUACACAGGGGAGUUCGCUGGGGCCGUGAACGCCGUCCAGCGCCAAGUCACCUUCGGCUGGUCCUUCGGCCUCGGCUGGGCCUCCUUCCCCCUCUUCCUCAUCACCGGUGUGGUGACGCUUCGUAUCCUGAGAGUCUCCUAGAGCCGAGUGUGGGGCCCACGGUGGCACCAAGGAUGGGGCCGGGAGCCUAGUGGGCCGGAUGGAGCCUGCAGUGUCCUGGGACCUAUUCCCCCAACAGCCACGAGCAGGGGGCAGUGUGUGUGUGUGUGUGUGAGAGAGAGGGUCCCUACUGCACCCUGCUGGACCCCCCAGCAAUGAGCCCCCCCCCCUUGUUCCAUGGAGAUUAAAGAUCCUGUUCUCUAAGA
Messenger RNA from Caretta caretta (loggerhead turtle), 828 nucleotides. Its product is annotated as protein NKG7. The record is from RefSeq and is a predicted model, not a curated record. Gene Ontology annotation, cellular component: plasma membrane. NCBI's taxonomy places the organism in Eukaryota, Metazoa, Chordata, Testudines, Cheloniidae.